UCGAGCAAACAUCGUUACAUCUCCUCGGUAGACAUAGAUGCGUGUAUUAGAGGUGACUAUACACACAUACGUUUCAACGCACGAGCUCGAACUUAUUGAACCCAUCUGCUCCCGGUGAAAAAUGUGCAGGGCUUGCAGCAUCCCGCGGACGUCAUGGCAACCCGUUGGGAGGCAGCAAGGGCGGUGCUGACUUUCUCAGUGCGUGUGUGUGUGUGUAUGCAUGUGUGUGUGUGUGUGUGUGUGUGUGUGUGUGCGUGUGUGUGCUGUCAAUAUUGUGUAGUCUGUAGUGGCUGAGCAGGACGAUCAGGGGAGAGCAGUGCAGCAGCUGCAGCGGCGGCAGCAGCAUCAGAGGCGGGCCGGGCGGGAGGCUGGCUGGUAGGAUGUUCCGUCUAAGCUGCCGAUUAGACUGAUCAGACCCGGAGCUACGAUGCAGUGACAGUCUUCAGGAAGACACAGACAGACACACACACACACACACACACACACACACACACACACAGAGGGAGAGAGAGAGGGGGAGAGAAAGAGAUAGAGAGAGGGAGGGAGGAGGACGUGGAGGGUGAGAAACAGACGAAUGCGCACGGGAGAUGAUCCGCUCCUAGACUAUGGCACCGUCGGGCUCGCGUGGUAUCAAGUGGGGCUGCUGGAGAGUUUUGUACUGGAUCCCGGUCCUCUUCAUCGCCCUCAUAGUGGCUUGGUCGUACUACGCCUAUGUUUUGCAGCUUUGCAUAGAGUCAAUUGAAGACACAGGAGAAAAGGUUGUGUACUUGCUGGUGUACCAUGUCAUUUUCAUCAUGUUUGUAUGGGCUUACUGGCAAACCAUCUUCACCAAGCCCAUGAACCCCCUGAAGGAGUUUCACCUGUCCUUCUCUGACAAAGAGCUGCUGGAGCGUGAAGAUCGGGGAGAGUCUCAGCAGGAGAUCCUGAGGAGAAUAGCCAAGGAUCUGCCCAUCUACACCCGCACCAACUCUGGAGCAAUCCGUUUCUGUGACCGCUGCCAGCUGCUGAAGCCUGAUCGAUGUCACCAUUGUUCAGUCUGUGAUAAAUGCAUCCUGAAGAUGGAUCACCACUGCCCCUGGGUGAACAACUGUGUGGGAUUCUCCAACUAUAAGUUUUUCAUGCUGUUCUUGUUAUAUUCGCUACUCUACUGCCUUUUUAUAACUGCUACAGAUCUGAAAUACUUCAUUAAGUUUUGGACGGCUGGAGGUAGAGCACAUUUCCGUCUGAGAGAAUAUCUGAACGGCCUACCAGACACUCAGGCGAAGUUCCACAUCCUCUUCCUUUUCUUCUCGGCCUCCAUGUUCUCAGUCAGCCUCGCUUCGCUUUUCACCUACCACUGCUGGCUCGUCUGCAAGAACAGAUCCACUCUUGAGGCUGUGCGUGCCCCGGUGUUUCGUCACGGCACAGAUAAGAACGGUUUCAGUCUGGGUUUCAGUAAGAACUUCCGCCAGGUGUUUGGUGAUGAAGUCAAAUACUGGCCUAUUCCUGUUUUCUCCAGUUUAGGUGACGGUUGCUCGUUCCCAGCAUGCCUGGUGAAUCUGGACCCUGAGCAGCCAUCAUCGCCCACUGGCUCCAACCCUGCCAGCAAGGCUGCAGCAGACGCCCGCCAGUUCCCCUCCAAGCCGCUGAGGGAGAGUCAGAGCCGGCUGCUCACCAGCACCCCCUCCUGGACAGAGAGUGACAAUGCAGCAGACAAGGACAAGAAGGGUGCUAGUAACCCAGGGAUGACCAUAGAAAAUGAGGCGUAACCAGAGAUAGAGUCGACACGUUCCAUCCAGAAAAGUCUAUGCUGCCCCCUCCUCAGUGUUCGUGCCUAUCAGAAUGUGACGUGGUGGUGACAUCAUCGAUAUUUGUUGUUUCCCAUAAUACACCCUGCUUCUGAGAGGUUUACACAACUGACACAUGACAUACAAACCAGAGAAAAACUGGUUAUUAUUAUCAUCGGUGUUACUGUUAUUGUUACGAGCAGCAGUGUCUGCUGCUAUCUGAAAGUAUUUGGGCCUCAAAACAAGUGGAUUCGAGUUGAAACUGCAUUCCAGCAAUCAGAUUUUCUUUUGUUUGUAUAUGAAUAAGCACAGAGCAGCAGUGGAAGAGGGGACAUUUUGCAUUUUGUAUACUAGGAAAUCAAUCGGGGCUGCUUUUGUAUGUCACAGAAACUCUCAGAAUGAUCUACAACAGUUGUACUAGUAGUGGUGUUAAUGUGAUGUAUUUGACAUUCCCUGCAGCCAUUUUAAUACAGUGAAGGGUUUUCUUUUCUUUUUUUUGGAGGGGGGGCAGGUUUUCCACCCACAAUAUUGAGUGUCGUGGAACUUAUGCAUGCUUUCAUCUCAGGAUGUCAACUCAAACACACCUUGUUGUAGUGAACUGUACCACAAGAUGUUCUCCCCUUGCUUGGAAAACAACAAAUGAGUAGUAAUAUAGUAAUUACAUUGGAAUAAGGGCUCUUCUGACUCAUAGCAUGAGUGAGGAUGUUGCUGCCACACUGAAACACCUGAAAUCUGGUGCUGCGACAUCUGGUAGUCUAAACGUCUAAACUGCCGGUCAAAAAAGCUUCCCGACUGUUUUGUCUCCGGAGGGCCGGCCUCCGUGUGAUGCUGCACAUCCCGUCACCAUCAAAAAGCAGAUACUGUUGAGUGUUUUUCUAAAACUCACAAAUAUGAUGUUGUGGAUGUAAUGCAGAGCAAAAAAGAGAAACCUGCUCCAGCUGCUUUGUACAGUAUAUUUUCACCUUCUGAGGACUCUGUCUUUUCUCAUUUGGGCUGGAAAUGAUUAAACCAUCAUUGUAAAAAAAUAAUUUGAGAAUGUAUGCUUGUUUAAAAAAAAAAAAAAAAGCUUCAUGGUGACAGUAGUGUCAAUCUAUAUUUUUCUAUUCUUCUGUAUGUACGACUCAAGAGACAAUAUGGAUGUGUGGGGCAAUGUAUUGUACAGUUGUAAUGCCUUAAAAGAAUAAAAUGAGCUCA
Molecule: messenger RNA, 2960 nt
Organism: Thunnus maccoyii (southern bluefin tuna)
Lineage: Eukaryota; Metazoa; Chordata; Actinopteri; Scombriformes; Scombridae
Gene: zdhhc2
Product: zinc finger DHHC-type palmitoyltransferase 2
Exons: 14
Coding region: 606-1748 (380 amino acids)
Biological process (GO): protein targeting to membrane; peptidyl-L-cysteine S-palmitoylation
Cellular component (GO): Golgi apparatus; endoplasmic reticulum
Molecular function (GO): protein-cysteine S-palmitoyltransferase activity
Source: RefSeq, a predicted model, not a curated record